AGAUCGCCCCUCUGCUUUGUAGAAGGCGGCGGCGGGGCGCGCGGGUUCCCGGGCAGGGGGAAGAGGGUGCCAUGUGCAGAGUCGCAAGGCCGCGUACCGAGGGAGAUCUUCCGAGCGGCGUCGCGGGCAAUUAUGUAAGCUGCCUCCGUGAUUACCCAGAACUGCGACGCGAGCUCCCUGUUCUCGAAAGACAAGCCUGAAAGUUUGCCUGCUUGGGGAGUAUGGAAAAACUGAGAAUCAGGGAGGGAUAGUGAUCUCUCGAACACUUGGUCAGUAGAAAGGAUCCUGCCCUGUCCUCCAGGAUCCAAUGGCCUUAGAGAGAGGGCUGCAGGGCCCCCGGACACUGCUGACUCUUAAGAAGUGCUGACAUGGAGCCAGGUAGACUGAAAUUACCAUGUGUCCAAAUUAAAAUUGCAUACUUCAAGGAUUAUUUGAAGGACUAUUCUUAGACCCUUUUAAGAAGAUUUAAAGAAAAACACCUCGGCCCUGAGCGCGGCGCGGACCCUGUUUGUGGAUGCGGAGGAGCGCGGGCCAGAGGCCAUGGACGUGAAGGAGAGGAAGCCCUACCGCUCGCUGACCCGGCGCCGCGACGCGGAGCGCCGCUACACCAGCUCGUCCGCGGACAGUGAGGACGGCAAAGCCCCGCAGAAGUCCUACAGCUCCAGCGAAACCCUCAAGGCCUACGACCAGGACGCCCGCCUCGCCUAUGGCAGCCGCGUCAAGGACAUGGUGCCGCAGGAGGCCGAGGAGUUCUGCCGCGCGGGCACCAACUUCUCCCUGCGUGAGCUGGGGCUGGGGGAGGUGACGCCCCCUCACGGGACCCUAUAUCGGACAGAUAUCAGCCUCCCUCACUGCGGCUACUCCAUGGGGGCCAGCUCUGAUGCCGACAUGGAGGCCGACACCGUGCUGUCUCCUGAGCACCCCGUGCGGCUGUGGGGCCGGAGUACGAGGUCAGGGCGCAGCUCCUGCCUGUCCAGCCGGGCCAACUCCAACCUCACGCUCACAGACACGGAACAUGAGAACACCGAGACCGGAAAUGCCGUCUCCAGACCCCUCAUCCCACUCUCCUCCCUGAACGACUUCUCCCCACGCCUGUGA
Molecule: messenger RNA, 1098 nt
Organism: Carlito syrichta (Philippine tarsier)
Lineage: Eukaryota; Metazoa; Chordata; Mammalia; Primates; Tarsiidae
Product: teneurin-4-like
Exons: 7
Coding region: 541-1098 (185 amino acids)
Biological process (GO): signal transduction
Cellular component (GO): membrane
Source: RefSeq, a predicted model, not a curated record